Molecule: messenger RNA, 1232 nt
Organism: Limanda limanda (common dab)
Lineage: Eukaryota; Metazoa; Chordata; Actinopteri; Pleuronectiformes; Pleuronectidae
Gene: ric3b
Product: RIC3 acetylcholine receptor chaperone b
Exons: 6
Coding region: 1-1146 (381 amino acids)
Biological process (GO): synaptic transmission, cholinergic; protein localization to cell surface
Cellular component (GO): neuronal cell body; neuron projection; intracellular membrane-bounded organelle
Source: RefSeq, a predicted model, not a curated record
AUGGCGAUGUCCACGUUCCAGAAGGUGACCCUCGCGACGUGUCUCGCGCUGUGCGUCGCGCUGCUGAUUCCCAAAAUGCUGCUGUCGCGAGGACGGAAGGAUGCUGCGGAGCGGCCGGAGGGUUCAGGCCGUGCACCCCCCAUGGUGCACCGACAGGCGGCCCCAGAGGGCCGGGGCCAGAAGGCUGCGAGCGCCGGCUACUCCAGAGCCCACAGCCCAGAGGCCUCUACCAAGGCCAAGGGAACAGGAAUAGGAACAGGAGGCAAAUCCAACCUGGCAGGACAGAUCAUCCCUGUGUACGGCUUCGGGAUCUUAUUCUACAUCCUCUACAUACUGUUCAAGAUCACAUCGAAAGGCCAGAACAAACCAUCAGAGAGCAGGUUUCCUUCAACCCGCUCCGAGAACAAAAAGAGGAAGAUCACCGACUUUGAACUGUCUCAGCUGCAGGAGAAACUGAGGGAAACAGAGCUGGUGAUGGAGAACAUUGUCUCCAACGCCCAGGACAGCCCCAGCAGGGUGAAGGGUGUGAUGGCAGAUCAGGAGAAGAGUCUCCUGCAGCAGCUGACUGAGAUAACUCGGGUGAUGCAGGAGGGACAGCUGAUGGAGGGCAUGACUCCAGAGAAGAAAGCCCAGGACAACUGGGAAGAUUACCCUGAAGAGCCUCAGCAGCAGAACUGGGAACAUUCUCCCUGCUGUUGUCAGCACAGUGAGCAGCACCACAGUCCACACACAGAGACAGAGGCCGACAGGACCGAAAAUGCUGCAGGUGACUUGCUGGAAAAUGUUCCUGCUGAGGAGGUUGCAGGCAGAGCAGAGGCCGAGGAAGCAGAGGACGUGACCACAGACGCUGUGAGAGAAUCUGAUUUAACUGCAGGAAGUGAGGAGGAUGCAGGGCUACAGAGUGAUUUAGCUGCAAAUGAGAGGGAGGAGCUACAUCAACACAAAGAGCCAGGGGGUCAAAUUGAUCUGGGCGUCCCAGAGAAGGAGCUGGCCGGAGUCCUAAAGGAACUGGAGCUCACACUGCAGAUGACGACCAUGAUGGAGCAGGAGAAGGUGGAGGACCUCACCCGGCCUGUGGAGACUGAACCUGCUCAGAGUCAGGUCAGAAGGAGAAACAGGAGGAGUGCAAAGAAAGCUGCACACUGACUCGAACAUGACACACAUGAACUUGAGCCUCUUUUUUUAUUAUUUAUCUGUUGUCAUGAGAUGGACGGUAAUGUGAAGGUUGGGAA